UGCACUCAUAUUUUCCGAAUGGUUGUUUUGUUUGUGUUUAUGGUCCUGUGAGCGCAGCGUUCCCACGAUUACAGUAAUCAGUCUGAAAGUUACGGUUGUACUCUGAACUGAAAGAUAAAUGAGAAACCACGCAGCUAACCACAGUCCUCUUGUUCCAGGCACUUCCAGCCCACAGCUCGACAGAAUCAAACGCCAGCAGGAGAGAAGGCCGUCCCAGGCAGUGCCAGUCUACUCCAUCGAGUACGGGGUCCUGGAAUUCCCAAGGCGCGACGCCCUUCCUCCAGCCACAAUGCCAGACCAGGACGACCAUGUGGAAUAUGCCACCAUCACCUUCCCUGCAGGACAGGAGGAGGGGUCGGGGGGAAAACACUGCUGGAGUCACUGCAGGUAGCAUACAGACCCCCGACCCCCAACCCCACACCCUGACCCCUAACCCCCAAC
This is a messenger RNA of Polyodon spathula (Mississippi paddlefish), 441 nucleotides long. RefSeq names its product programmed cell death protein 1-like. The transcript is spliced from 2 exons. The coding region runs from base 119 to 391 and encodes 90 amino acids. NCBI's taxonomy places the organism in Eukaryota, Metazoa, Chordata, Actinopteri, Acipenseriformes, Polyodontidae. The record is from RefSeq and is a predicted model, not a curated record.